Molecule: messenger RNA, 1341 nt
Organism: Phragmites australis (common reed)
Lineage: Eukaryota; Viridiplantae; Streptophyta; Magnoliopsida; Poales; Poaceae
Exons: 1
Coding region: 226-1341 (371 amino acids)
Source: RefSeq, a predicted model, not a curated record
GCCGGCACCGCCUUUGUCGACCACCCGAGCUCGACGCCGCAGCGAAUCCGCCGCGUUUUGUCAUCGCCGACCCACUCACAAGCUUCGCCAUCAUCCGCUGAGCACUCCCGUCCCCUCGCCCUCGCUUCCCGUCCACCGGAGCACCCGUUCGGCCGAGUCCCGAGAGCCGCCGGCGACGAGGUUUGCGCCGAUCUCCGGUGAGAUCGCCGCCUGACUGAAUUUGGCAUGUCGAAGCGGCCUUCGUUGGGUAACUGCUCUGGCCGCGCGGCCAAGCGGCCGGCGCAGCAGCGGCAGCAGAAGCAUCUCUACCUGGUGGUGGACGACUGGGAGAAGGGGUACAGCAUCCACAAGGUUGGUGAGGACGACUUCGACUCGGACGCCGACGCCGGCGUGGACGAUCUGCGGCCCGCCAAGUCCCCGGUGGUCCGCAUCGAGGCGCACCAUCCGUACCCGUGGGCCUUGGCGGCUCACGGCAGCAAGAUCUUGGCGAUGUACCCCUCCGACUCCAGCCCGGGCAUCCCCGUGUUCGACACCGAGACCCUGGGAGUGACAGUAUACCCGUAUCCGCGGAGCCGCUAUGCCAUCAGAGCCUAUAAACCCGUGUACGCCUCCGUCGGCGACAGGCUCGUGGCGUUUGUUUUCCCCCACCUCGAGGUGCUCGGCCCCGAGCCGCCGCCGCUGCCACCCAUCGAGACCGAAAUGCCGUGGUCUUGGACCAGCGUCGAACCGGUCGCGCCGUUCGCGUCCUGCCUCGUCAGCAGCUACGCAUUGCACCCCGAUGGGCGCACAAUCUUCAUGUCCGUGAAGGGCUGGCAGCCCAACCCCGAUCAAACGCUCUCCUUUCGGGGCCAACGGAAUAGCACCUUCACCUUGGACACGGAAAGCCUCGAGUGGACCUACCUGGGCGAGUGGCUGCUGCCGUUCAAGGAUCGAGCCUACUACGACCGCGAGCUGGACGCCUGGGUCGGCCUCUGCCUCUACAAGGAAGGUGUCGGGCACGUCUGCAGCUGCGACGUCCCACCCGCUGCCGGGUGCGAGACCAUGCCCGCCUGGAAGCUCGGCAACGACUUGUUCUUCGACAUGAACUCUGAGACGCACGUGGGCGCCACGCUGGUGUAUAUGGGUGACAGCAGGUUCUGCCUGGUCGAGUGCCGGCAUCACAAGGAUUACAACUUGUACCCGAGCCUCCGUGUGCUCGCUAUGGACUCUUUUGUGCUCAAGUACAGUAAGGAGGGAGACCUGCGAACCGCACAUCAUCGGGCUUAUGCAUCCAUGUCGUACCACCAGAGCGCUUAUGAGUUUGGUCAACCAAUAUCAAACCCUGUAGCAUUCUGGAUGUAA